AUGGUCUCAACUCGCAACCAACGCAAAGCUUCUGGAGAAGAACUUUUAGGUCCUUUGCUCGUACACCGAAAGCCAAGGUCCAAGAGAGACAAUAUGACUGGAGAAAACAAACAGGAUACAUCUAGUGAUGGCGAUCGCAUCACUAAACUUGAGCAACAAGUUGAAAACUUGUCUGCAUCAAUCCUUAAACUCGUGGAGAGUUUGAAGACUGGAAAAUCUUCACGUCCAUCAACUUCAUCUGAGCCUGAUCAAAAGCUCAAGAAAAAGGUUGUUGAGGAUAGCGAAGAUGAAGACGACAUACAAGCUGAUCCAACGAAAAAGGAAGCUGAAUCAGGUGACAAUAAAAAUUCUAUUGAUACCUUAAAGAUUGAUUUUAAGGUUGACAUCCCUAUUUAUAAAGGAGAUAUUGAUCCUGAAAAGCUAGAUAACUGGAUAGACACAUUAGAAACUUAUUUCACAGUUUAUAAGUAUUCUAAUGUGCAAAAAAUAAAAUAUGCGAGUUUGAAACUUUCAAGCCAUGCCCUUAUGUGGUGGAAGUCCUAUCAGAGACGGUAUGAUGUCUCAGAAUUGACUUGGAAGAACUUCAAGAAGCUUUUGAGAAAACAAUUUUAUCCAGUUGGCUAUGAAGAUGAAAGAUGGUAUAAGUGGCAACACUUCAGACAAAGAUUUGGGCAGCCUGUACAAGAGUAUACAACAGAGUUCCACAACAAAGCUAUGGUUCUGGACAUUGACGUUGACGACUACGACGUUUUCAUGAAGUAUACCAGAGGUCUUGCCGACUACAUACGGAAAGAACUAAAAUUGUUCACCGUAGAUACUAUUGAAGAUGCUACUGUGAAGGCCAUAGCCAUUGAGGCAAAAAAAUAA
Molecule: messenger RNA, 867 nt
Organism: Prunus armeniaca (apricot)
Lineage: Eukaryota; Viridiplantae; Streptophyta; Magnoliopsida; Rosales; Rosaceae
Source: the annotation of a GenBank genome assembly